Messenger RNA from Purpureocillium takamizusanense, 3284 nucleotides. RefSeq lists its product as uncharacterized. Gene Ontology annotation, molecular function: protein binding. NCBI's taxonomy places the organism in Eukaryota, Fungi, Ascomycota, Sordariomycetes, Hypocreales, Ophiocordycipitaceae. The transcript is spliced from 4 exons. Gene Ontology annotation, biological process: proteasome-mediated ubiquitin-dependent protein catabolic process. The coding region runs from base 877 to 2664 and encodes 595 amino acids. The record is from RefSeq and is a predicted model, not a curated record. Gene Ontology annotation, cellular component: GID complex.
CUUCGUCCCCCCCCAUCCGUCGCCCUACCUUACCUACGGGGACACUCUCGCUCGACGACACACCUCAAUCCCCUUCCAUCAACUCAGAACAAACCACGCCGCCCGCUUCCAUCCAUGUCUCGUGGACGCAACGCGUAGCCACGUUUCUUGCCCCUUCGAUUACUCGGUCGCUCACAGUUGUUGCCGACGCCGAGCUGCUGCAACGACGCUCACACCCGCUGCCGCCCUCGGGGACGCACCGUCGCUGACAAACGGUUGACCGACUUCGUGAGCUUCAUAUGUGCCGUCCGCCUCCGGCUUCUUCCUGGCACAGUCGACGAGGCCCGUGCGGACUGUCCGCUUCUCGCCCACGCCUCGGUACAGACCUGACGGGCCAGGCCUCUGCCCUCCUGACCUGCCGCCGACCCAGGCCCGAGUCCUCUCUGGCCUCUGUCGAAUCUUGGCUGCUGGUCAGCUCCUUCCACCGGUCCCUCUGAUCCCACCGCGGUUCCCAUCCGCGGAGAGGUCGUCGUGGACUACACUCGCGACCCUCGUUCCCCCAUCAACGCCUCCGACAACCCAGCCACUCCGCAACCCGCCCCGUCUUCUUCCAACACCGCCCUCUCAGCACCCACCCCCCCGAACCCGCCGCUUGACCACGAUCGAGGCGCCUCUUCCCGGGCCACGGCUGCCGCGAAUAUAGAAUCUUCCACGCCCAGAGCCUCCGAAGCCCUCAACCCCCCUCGCCAGGUCUUGGGCCGACGACGGCGGUCCUCGAGUCCGCAGACGCAGGAGCACUCGGCCGUCUCAUCAACUGGGCUUGCUGCCGCUCCCGCCCCGGCUGCCGGAGCCGCUGUCGAGCACCCCCCGAAGCGAAGGCGACGUGAUAGUAUACAUAUGUUGGCCGACGGUACCCCGCCAGGCCAGUCCAACGGCGAUGCCGCGGCUCGGUCCAACGGUUCCGUUGCCGCCUCGGGCCAGCCGGGCGUCAUGAACGGCACUCGGAAGGCAGCCCGUGCCACGAACGGCUCGUCGUCCAGCAGAGCCGACAAAUCUGCGGUAGAACGCUCCUCGACCUACUUUGGCCACAAUCGCGAAGAGGUCACAAGGAUAUUGAUACAGGCAUUGUCAGACAUGGGCUAUCAAGCCGCAGCGGAGAGCGUCAGCCAAGACAGCGGCUACGACUUGGAGAGCAGCACGGUAGCGGCCUUUCGCUCAGCCGUGCUCGGCGGAUCCUGGCCUGAAGCAGAGAAGCUCCUGACUGGCGCGACCGUUGCAGACUCCUGCGCCGGUCAAGGCAACGGGCUAGUCCUUUCCCCGGGAUCGGAUCGGAACCUCAUGAAAUGCUGGCUACGGCAGCAAAAAUUUCUGGAGCUUCUCGAGCAGCGUGACACGGGCCGCGCCCUCACGGUUCUGCGUGGGGAGCUGACGCCUCUAUAUCAGGACACUGGCAAGCUUCAUUUUCUUUCGAGCUUGUUGAUGUGCCGCUCAACCGAGGAUCUCAAGGCCAAGGCCAACUGGGACGGAGCUCAAGGGCAAUCCCGGAGGCAGUUGCUCUCGGAGCUUUCCCGGUGUAUUUCCCCGUCAGUCAUGCUGCCCGAGAACCGCUUGGCCGUUCUCUUGGAGCAGGUGAAGCAGAAGCAGAUUGACACUUGUCUGUACCACACAGCAGCGUCAUCGCCAUCUCUCUAUUCCGAUCACUUCUGCGAUAGACGCAAUUUCCCCAGCGAAGUAGCCCUGGAGUUAGCCGACCUCGGCGAGAUUUGGCAAGUACAAUUUUCGCACGACGGUUCGAAAUUGGCUACCGGGGGGAUGCGGGAAGGAGUCACCAUCUGGGACACCAAGACUUUCACCCAGUUGCAUUCUCUGUUGGGCCACGAAAAGGGUGUAGGUAACAUAUCGUGGAGCCCUGAUGAUGCUUUCAUCGUGACUUGCUCGCAAGACAAAUAUGCAAGACUAUGGGAUGCCAAGGAUGGUUCUCUUCUCAAGAAGAUUAGGAAGUUCGACGAGCCAGUCAGCGGCUGCGUGUGGGCAGCGGACAGCGCCUCGUUCGUUCUGGCCACCCUCGACAAGAGCCACAGCAUCUGCAGCUUCAACGUUCACGACGAACAGAUGUCUGACUGGGACAAGAAACAUCGCGUCCAGGACAUCUGCGGAUCCCCUGACGGUCGCUGGCUAGUGGCCGUGGAUGAUAAAGACAGUAUCCACGUUUACAACGCCGUGACGCGCGAGCUCGAGUACGACCUGGACCUUGGGGCGAGGCCGACGUCGGUGAGUGUCAGCCAGGACUCUCGGCAUUUACUCGUCAACAGGCAAGACUGCGAAGCACAGCUCAUCGACCUGGUGUCGAGGAACUCUGUUCAGAAGUUCCUGGGCCACACAGGAGGCCACUUUCUCAUUAGGAGUGCAUUCGGAGGCGCCAACGAGAGCUUCGUCGUCAGCGGCAGCGAAGACGGAAACAUUCUGAUUUGGCACAAGACCACGGGUGCAGCCGUCGAGAGGCUGCCCGGGCACCUGCCGCGCUGCAACGCGGUGGCAUGGAACCCGGCAGACCCGUGCAUGCUCGCAUCGUGCGGAGAUGACGGCACCGUCAAGAUCUGGACCAGCAAGACUAGAGCUUUCGAGCUCCGAUCACGGCAUCCGAAGUCGUCUAACGGGUGGCGAGGCUCGGUGGACGAUAUCUAGGUGAUCAGGACUGUGAAUUUCUAUCCUGCCAGUCACCGUAGAGCACGGCUUCACAGCAUCUAGGCCGGGGGUUCCAUUGCACCGGCACCGUGGGACGAGGGAGAUGAGCCGGUCACAGACAGACAGACAGACAGACAGACGGCGCAGCGCACUGCCCUUGCCCACGGGGGGUAAACGGCUACGUAUUCGGUUCCGCCAAGCUUUGCCGCCCCGGCUGGGGACCUGUACGUGUCCCGCGUGCAGUUUACAAAGCAUUCUCGAUUUAGGGGUUAUCCAGCUCUGGUCCCUUUCUGGCGUUACAGCGUUGGUAUGGUCUAGGUCACGUCAUUGGGUGUCGACGGGGGGGAAGACGGGCACAUGGGGUCAAGAGGGUCGUCAUCAUUGUAUUGCGCUUCCUGUAAGUAGAGCUUGGCCAGCGCUCUUGCCUGGCCCGGGCAACAAGACCCAUUCGCGAAAAGACGCCAGAGAGCGCUUGUUUGACUGGGCAACCAACUGGUCCCCGCGUGGGUGGUACGGGCCAUGUACGCGCUACGUGCAAUUGAGGUCGCGUGAGGUCCAGCCCAAUGGGUUUGUAGUGCGUAUGCGAAGCCCAGGCAGGGGGCAAGGGCAAGGUUGCGGAG